UUUUAAAAUAUUAUUACCAUGUUUUAUACGGUUCCAGAAUUUCUUGAAUGGGAGGAAACAAAAUUAGCCAUGAAUGCAUAAAAUAAAAUGGAAUAAGUAAAUAAAGUAUCGAAAGUUAAACAAAUAGGGGUUAAAGUGGUGUAAGUUGAGGGGAAUUAUGGGGAACUAGUCAUCAACAAUAAAAAAGACCAAGAUUUCAAUGAUGAAUUAAAAAAGAUGAUAAAUUAGAAUACUUAAUUAUAAAAUAAUCAUCAAAAUUAGCGACAAGAUAUCCAAAAAGACAGGGGGGAUUGUGCUAGCCUACAAGUUAUGGACAGAAGCAAUUAGUCAGAUAUAUUGCCUAUACAGAUUAAACAGAAUAAAGAAGAAAUUUAUAGCCAAGGAGAUUAAAGAAUAUAGUUGUCCAUCAAAGGAGAAGGCUUUUCAGAAUUUAGAAUACGUUCAAUAUGCUUUAAAUUGAAAUGCCCCUCCUGCCUAGAAUAUUUUUCAAGUUCCCCUCCUAAAAAAUAAUAAUAAAAUAUCUAUUAAUUUCAAUCAGAAUGUAAAAAAUGCUCAAAACAAAUGAGCAUAAUCUAUCAUAACUAUAUCUAAUAACUGCCAGAAAAAACUUAAUGGCUCAUCGGAUCUAUAAAAAGUUGUGAAAAAGUUGAAUGGCAAUUGCUCGCUAUAUAAGCCUAAGCCACUUGUAAAUGUAUGUCACUUAAGUCUUAAUUGCCUUCUAUAGAAUAUACUUUGGAGAAAAACAAAUAAGUUGCUCCAUAACCUAAACGCUAGAAAUUUUAAAUUACAGAUUAAAAUAGAUACCUUUGUCAUGGAUGCGCUCAAGAACUCAAAUUCCAACCUGAGUUCUUAAUAAUUAAAUGAUGAAUAAUAUUUGGCUAAAUACAAAAUUUUA
This is a messenger RNA of Paramecium tetraurelia, 895 nucleotides long. RefSeq lists its product as uncharacterized. The transcript is spliced from 2 exons. Lineage: Eukaryota; Ciliophora; Oligohymenophorea; Peniculida; Parameciidae. The record is from RefSeq and is a predicted model, not a curated record.